Molecule: messenger RNA, 2218 nt
Organism: Plutella xylostella (diamondback moth)
Lineage: Eukaryota; Metazoa; Arthropoda; Insecta; Lepidoptera; Plutellidae
Product: enolase
Biological process (GO): glycolytic process
Cellular component (GO): phosphopyruvate hydratase complex
Molecular function (GO): phosphopyruvate hydratase activity; protein dimerization activity; magnesium ion binding
Source: RefSeq, a predicted model, not a curated record
CACCAUCAGUAUAUCAGCGCAAAUGUGAAAGGGGCGUUGCAGUUGGGGCGGGGCCUCCGCAACCCUCGGCCCUCACAAAACCACCACAAUCAUCACUCAACUGAACUCACCGAAAGAGGGAACAACUCCUAUACAAGUCCUAUAUCCUAUAAAAAAACUACUAAAAGCUACAUUCGUAAAAUAUUAUCAUCAUACAAAAAAAUAAAUCAACAUGGCGUAGUCGCAUCGCACCAUACAGUGAAAAUACCCCCCAAAGCCUACCAAAUUCAAACAAUUCGAAUGACAAAAGUGAAAGUAGUACAAAAACCAUGUGAUAACUACAACAACUAAACUGCCGUGGAAGGAUGUUCAACAUGGAGGUUGGCGGCAGCGGCCCUAGGGCUCCGCCGAGCGAGGCCGGCGCCCCAGUGCCUGUGGGCCUGGGGGCUUCUCCUACGUCAGGAAGCAGCUCUGAUAUAUUCCUGUACGAUGACUCGUCGAUGUCUGAUGGCAGUCUCUACGCUAGUGACCAGGAGAACCACUCGACGCCACGGAAGAGAUCCGAGUACCGUCGGCACAAGCGGCGCUCUCGCUGCCCCCAGCAGCAGAUCCAGCAGCGGCAGGCAGCGAACAUGCGCGAGCGCCGGCGCAUGCAGUCCAUCAACGACGCCUUCGAGGGACUCCGGGCACACAUACCCACGCUGCCUUACGAGAAGAGACUGUCGAAGGUGGAUACCUUGAAGCUGGCGAUUGGGUAUAUCAGCUUUUUGGGCGAACUGGUCCGCGCCGACCGCACGGGCACGGAGGUGUCGCUGCCCGGGCUGGGCAAGGCACAGAACAAGGAGGAACACAAGAAGGUCAUCAUCAGGGCGCGGCAAGUGCUGGACUCGUCCGGUUGCCCGACGGUGGAGGUGGACCUGGUGACGGAGCUGGGCCUGUUCCGCGCCGCCGCACCCCCCGGCCCCUCCGGCCCCCCCCGCAAGGGGGAGCCCCUGGCGCUGCGCGACGGCGACCCCGCGCGCUACAACGGUCGCUCCGUCGCCGGCGCCGUCAAAAACGUCAACACCAUCAUCGCGCCCGAGCUGCUCAAGAUGAACCUCGAGGUCACCAUGCAGAAAGAGAUCGACGAGUUUCUAAUAGCCCUCGACGGCAGCGACAACAAGGGCCGGCUCGGCGCCAACGCCAUCCUGGCGGUGUCCCUGGCGGUGCUGCAGGCCGGCGCCGCCAAGCUGGGCCUGCCGCUGUACCGCCACGUGGCCACGCUGGCGGGCGCGGCGCCGCAGCUGCCCGUGCCGCUGCUCACCGUGCUGGUCGGCGGCUGCGCGUCCUCCAACCGCCUGCCCUUCCAGGAGUACAUGGUCAUGCCCACGGGCGCCACCUCCUUCGCGCAGGCGCUGCAGAUGGGCUGCGAGAUCUACGAGCACGUGCGGAGCGUGCUGGAGGAGCGGCACGGCAAGGACGCCACGUGGACCAGCGAGUGCGGCGGCAUGGGCGCGCCGGCCGGGGGCGAGGGCGCGGGCGGGGGCGAGGGCGGGGGCGGGGGCGGGGCGCGCGAGCCGCUGCAGCUGCUGGUGGCCGCCGUGGAGCACUGCGGCUACCGCGGCAAGGUGGAGCUGGCCAUCCACGCCGCCGCCGGGGACUUCUACAAGGACGGCGUCUACGACCUGGACGCGAAGAACCCCAACUCGAACCCGCAGGACUACUUGAAGGCGGAGCGCCUGGCGACCAUCUACGGGGACCUGGCCAAGGAGUUCGGGGUGGCGUGCGUGAUCGACCCGUUCGCUAGCGAGGACUGGGCGGCGUGGGCGGCGCUGUCGGCGCGCGGGGACGUGCUGGUGGUGGGCGGCGAGCUGACGCAGUCGACGGCGAAGCGGGUGUCGAUGGCGGCGGACAAGCGCGCGUGCGGGGCGGUGGCGCUGCGGCUGGGCCAGGUGGCGUCGGUGACGGAGGCGCUGGCGGCGGCGGGCGCGGCGCGGGCGGGGCGGCUGGCGCUGGCGCUGGCGGACCGCGGGGGCGCGGCGGAGGGCGCGGGGGCGGCGGACGCGGCGGUGGGGCUGGGCGCCACGCUGCUGGCGGCCGGGGCGCCGCGGCGGGAGCGCCUGGCGAGGUACAACCAGCUGCUGCGCCUCGAGGAGGAGCUGGGCGCCACCGCGCGGUACGUCGGCAAGAACUACCGCAACGUGCAGUGAGAUCACUUACACAUGGUGAAAUGAAUAGAAUACAAAUGUUUUACAAUCAA